Molecule: messenger RNA, 708 nt
Organism: Funneliformis geosporum
Lineage: Eukaryota; Fungi; Glomeromycota; Glomeromycetes; Glomerales; Glomeraceae
Source: the annotation of a GenBank genome assembly
AUGAUUGACUUUGUUAAACAUCCUGGUCUAGACAGAAAAGGUCGUGUUAUAAACGUUAGAGCAAAUUAUUUUGAAAUUUCUUAUCUGCCUUACACAAAUAUUUACCACUAUGACAUUAUAAUUACACCGGAAGUUCCUCCUUCUUUAAAUCGAAGAAUUUAUUGCGAGCUUAAAACAGCUACUUUCGAUAUAACUCUUUUAAUAGAUAUCACACCACUUGGUGAAAGUUUUCUGUGCUCUUUUAAUAUCAAAGUUAGGAAGGUGACUGAAUUUAAUAUAAAAAUUUUUCGUAAAUUUUUUGAAGGAAAAUUCAGUAGUUCAUCAAUGAAUAUUUUGUCUGAAGUUUGGCAAAAAUAUUAUCAAUCUAUCAAGCCUACGUCCAAAAAAUUGAUGGUCAACCUUGAUAUAAGCGCUUUAAAAAAUAUAAAAAUUCGAGUCACUCAUCUUGGAAGUGUUUCCAAGCGAUUGUUCAAGAUCGUUAAACUAACCAAUACUCUAGCUUCAGGUACUAAAUUGGAAAUUGAUGACACCUAUUUCCCAUUAGAAGUAUGUGAAGUUGUCAAGGAACAAAGUCAUUUCUGUAAAUUGAAUGAAAGACAAACAGCAGAUAUGUUGAAAUUGACUUGUACACAACCUCAAGUCUGUGCAAAUAAAAUUUUGCAAGGAUCAGAAAUUCUCAAUCAUCAAAAUAACAAGCAUUUGCGUUAA